UUUCACUUCUCAUGAAGGAGGAAGUGUGAGAGUCACGGGGCUGGCGUGGCGUGUUGGUGUGUGUGUGUUGGGGUGUGUGUUGGUGUGUGUGUGUUGUGUGGCGCAGGGCCGUGUGCUGCUCCGACAUGGUGUUCGAGUCUCUGCUCAGUGACGUCCUGAACAGGUUUAUCGGAGACUAUGUGGAAAAUCUGGACAAAUCGCAGCUGAAGGUUGGCAUCUGGGGAGGUGAUGUGGUUCUGGAAAACCUGAGAGUGAAGGAGAACACUUUGAGUGAACUGGAUGUACCCUUUAAAGUGAAGGCUGGGCAAAUUGGCAAAUUAACUCUAAAAGUCCCCUGGAAGAAUCUGUACAGUGAAGCCGUGGUUGCGACCUUGGAUGGUCUGUAUCUUCUAGUUGUUCCUGAAGCAACGAUCAAGUAUGAUGCAGCUAAAGAAGAGCGCCAUCACCAGGAGUCCAAACGGAGGGAGCUUCAGCGCAUCGAGGACGCCCUGCUGCUGGUGGCACGCAGAGAAAAGCCUCUGGAUGAGAAGAAGGACACCUUUGGUGAGAAACUGUUCACACAAAUAAUCAAAAACCUUCAGGUGAAGAUCAGCAGCAUUCACAUCAGAUAUGAAGACGAUGUUUCGGACCCUCAGAGGCCUCUGUCCGUGGGUGUGACCCUGUCUGAGCUCAGCUUACAGACAGCAGAUGAGAACUGGAGGACGUGUAUUUUAAACGAAGCCGUCAAAAUAAUCUACAAGCUGGGCCGUUUGGAGUGUCUGUGCGUCUACUGGAACGUUAAUAGUCCUAUCUUCUACAGAGACCCUUGGGAGAAGAUAGUGGAGAAACUUAAAGCAGGAAUCAGCAGCAAAGAUGAAGAACUGAAAGGCUACCAGUACAUUUUCAAGCCCAUUUUUGCUUCUGCCAAGGUCUGCAUCAACCCAAAUGCGGACGUUGAACUGAAAUCACCCAAAGCCAAGUUGCAUCUGGAGGUGCAGAACAUCGCUAUUGAGUUUUGCAAGCCACAGUACCUGUCUGUAGUGGAGCUGCUGGAGUCAAUAGACUGCAUGGUGAAAAAUGCUCCCUACAGGAAGUUCAGACCCGACGUUCCUGUACACAAACAUGCCAGGCAGUGGUGGAUGUACGGCAUCAACAGCGUGCUGGAGGUGCACAUCAGGCGCUUUAACCAGAUGUGGAGCUGGACUCAUAUCAGAGGGCACAGACAGAGACUUAAAGCCUACAAGAUGGCAUACAAAACUAAACUGACUCACGGCAAACUCAAGGAGGACCCAGAAAAACAGAUCCUGGAACUGGAGAAGGUUUUAGAUGUUUUCAAUAUUACGUUGGCCAGACAGCAAGCACAAAUGGAGGUGGUUCGGUCCGGUCAGAAGCUUACUGACGCCAAAAAAGCAAAGCAAAACCAUGGAGGAGGGGGAUUCUUUAGUGGCUUCUUUGGAAAAAAAGAAAGAAAAAAGAAAGACCAGGAAGAGGAGGACAAAGAGACAGAAAGUAUUGAUGCUGUCAUGACCCCUGAAGAGAAGACCAAGUUAUAUACAGCCAUUGGCUACAGUGAGAAUUCUCCCAACCUGGCCUUACCCAAAAACUACGUAGCGGUGAUCGUUAACUUCAAGCUCCUACAGACAUCAGUUACGGUGCGAGAGGAAGCGAACGUUCCAGAGAUUCUUAAAGUGCAGAUGAUUGGCCUCAGCACCACCAUCUCCCAGAGACCCGGAGCUCAGGCUAUAAAAGUGGAGACCAGUCUUGAACACUGGUACGUGACCGGGCUGCAGCAGCACGGUGUUACACCUUCUCUCAUAGCAUCGGUGAGAAACGAGGACUCGUGUCUGCUGAGUGUGCUGUUUGAGCUGAACCCAGAGAACACCGGCGUGGAUCAGCUGCUCCACGUCCACUCUCAGCCUGUGGAGCUCAUCUAUGAUGCACUGACUAUUAACAGCUUAGUAGAGUUCUUUAAGACGGCCAAGGGUGUGGACCUGGAAGUGAUCACCUCAGCCACACUCAGCAAACUCGAGGAGAUAAAGGAGAAGACAGCCAGUGGUUUGUCUCACAUUAUCGAGACACGGAAGGUUCUGGAUCUGAAGAUCGACCUGAAGCCCUCCUACCUGCUGCUGCCCAAGUCGGGUUUCUACCACAGCAAAGCCGACCUCAUCAUCGUAGACUUUGGUAACCUGCAAUUGAACAGCAUCUACCAGAGCAGUCCUGAUCAGGUGUCCGCUAGCUUUUCAUCCCUAGAAGAGAUCAUGGACAGAGCGUAUGAGAGAUUCUCACUGGAGUUACGAAAUGUGCAGGUUCUCUACAGCAAAUCAGGUGAAGAGUGGAAAAGUGCUCGUAUGCAGGGUUCAUCUGAUCAGCACAUUCUGCAGCCCAUGGACUUCACUCUGGAACUGGCCAAGUGUAUGGUGGAGAAAGACACACGCAUGCCUAGGUUUAAGGUCACAGGAGAGCUGCCCUUACUGCAUGUGAAGAUUUCAGAUGUGAUGAUACUAGGGGUUGUAGAGCUGGUGGACAGUAUUCCCUUACCCUGUGUUUCUUCUACACCGCCCUCCAGUCCUACUGAGAAGGUCAGGUCGCUAUCGUUAGCAGACACGAGGCCGCGGGUGCUGAGUGUUGAUCCGUCAGCGCUGCCGUAUCCCAUCAUAUCAGAUUCUGAUGAGGACAGUGCUGAAAGGCAUGGUAAUGAGGACGCCCAGAGAUUAGUCUUGGAAGACCUGACGGAUCUCUAUUUCACAUUCGAAAUCAAAUCAGUGCUGUUGGAGCUCACGUGUCAGGAUGCUCGGGCGGGCGUGGUCUUGGCUUUAAACGUGUCUCAGUUGGGUUGUGAAGGCAAAAUGAGGACUUACGACCUCACAGUCAAGUCCUACCUGCACAAAAUCUGUCUUGAUUACUGUGGGAUUAGGGAUGCUCAGAAUGAGCCCCUUCACCUGAUUACCUCAUCAGACAAACAUGGAUCUGAUCUGCUGAAAAUUGAGUACAUUAAAGCUGACGUGAACGGACCCAGUUUCCAAACCAUCUUUGGCAGCACAGAGCAGGUGCUAAAGGUGGAGUUUUCCUCACUGGACUUCCUUCUCCAUACAAAAGCCCUGUUGUCCACCAUUAACUACCUGAGUAAAGCGAUGCCCGAGUUCUCAGCUUCUAAAGAAAGAGACGUCAAGAGACCAGUCAGUAGGGCCACAACUGAGAGGACAGUGUCUCCAGGCUCGAAGGACUCGGGUGUGGUGAGCUUUAAGCUCUUCGCCAUGCUGGGUUCCUUUGGCGUGACCAUCUGUGAUGACAGAAGCAGCAUUGCAGAAAUCCAGAUUCAAGGGAUCGAUGCCUCACUGGUGUUCCAGGCCAAAGAAACAGAGGUGUUCGCUCGUCUGCGAAAUGUUUUUGUGAUAGACGUGGAUACGAAAACCGUACAUAAAGAGGUGGUGUCGAUUAUGGGUGAGGAAGUGUUCAGCUUCAAGCUGAGUCUGUACCCGGGAGCCACAGAAGGAGCGGGUUACUCCGACACCUCAAAGGUAGACGGGAAAGUCACUCUGAGACUGGGCUGCAUCAAGAUCCUCUACUUACACAAGUUCCUAGUAUCCCUUCUGACAUUUGUAGAUAACUUCCAGGAAGCCAAGAAGGCGAUAAGCAUUGCCACGGCGCAGGCGGCGGAGAAAGCCGCGGCCAGUGUGAAGGACUUCGCUCUGAAGAGUUUCAGACUGUCGAUGGACAUCAGACUGAAGGCCCCACUUAUCAUCAUCCCUCAGUCGUCCACGUCUCACAACGCGUUUAUGGUGGAUCUGGGUCUCAUCACUAUGAGCAACACCUUCUCUCUGACCCCGGCUGAAGGGUUUCCUCUCCCAGCUGUAGUGGAGACCAUGGACGUUAAGCUCACACACCUCAAACUAUUAAGAACCGUUCUGAGGCAAGAAGCCCCGCAGCCACACAUGGAAAUCCUACAGCCAGUUAACUUGGAGCUGUUGGUUAAACGCAAUCUGGCUGCAUCCUGGUUCACUAAGAUCCCUGGAGUAGAGGUCAAAGGACUGCUAAAAUCCAUGAAUAUCACUAUUGGUUGUGAAGACCUUUGUGUUUUGAUGAGGGUUCUAGCAGAAAACACUGAAGAAGGUAACAGAUUAACGUCGUCUGACACACGGCAGCCCACAGUUGAAGAUAAACCCGAAACUACUGGAGAAAUUAAAGAGACCCAAAGCCACCCGGUCAUGAGCAGUGGAACCACCAGUGAAAACGUAGUCAAUGUUCUGCUCAAGUUUGAAAUCAUGGAGGUUCUGCUGACCCUCAAUAAACCGAAGAAUGGUGUCGAGUGUCCGUUUUUGGUCUUGCAUGCAGCCGAGCUUGGAAUCGACACCAAAGUUCAUGAAUUUGACAUGCUGGCUACCACGUACAUCAAGACCAUUUCAGUGAAGUGCCCAGACAUUCCAGAUUUACAUGGUGACCCCGUCUGUAUCCUCAGCUCUUCAGCACAACAGGGAGCUGAACUCCUCAAAGUAGAGUAUUUUAAGGCGAGCCGUGAUGGGCCUCACUUUUCGACCAUUUUCGAGAACACAGAACAGAAGAUGAAUAUUAUGUUCUCCUCUCUGGACCUAACUCUGCAUACUGAGGCUCUUCUGUCUAUAAUGGACCUCAUGUCCACUGUCCUGUCCUGCAGCAGCUUGUCCUCACCUGAGAAAGACAUCAAGAUUAACGAAGAAACAAAAGCUACCCGAGCCAAAUCAAUGAGGUCCCAUUAUGCAGGAGACAUCGUUGAUCUGAAAAUCCUCGUGCAGCUCGGGGCCUUCAACGUUCUACUGUGUGACCCGCACUGCAGCAUUGCUGACAUGAAGAUUCGGGAUCUACAUGGGUCUCUCCUGAUGAAGGAAAGUGAAACACACAUGUCUGCUAGGCUGCUUGAUUUUGUUGUCAUUAAUGGAGACCCAGAAGCAGUUCACAAAAAGGUUGUCUGUAUUGUGGAUGAUGAAGUGUUCAGCUUUAAUAUGAGUCUGACGCCCAAAGCCACAGAAGGAGAGGGAUACACAGACACAUCAAAGGUGGACGGAAAGGUCAAGCUCAAUGUGGGCUGCGUUCAAGUAGUUUAUCUGCAAAAGUUCAUCAUGAUGUUGUUGAAAUUCAGUAAUAGCUUUCAGAUGGCUCAGGAGGCUGUGAGUGUGGCCACGGCGCAGGCAGCGGAGAAAGCAGUCUCCAGCGUGAGGGACUUUGCUCAGAAGAGUUUCAGAAUCUCCAUGGACAUUAGACUCAAGGCUCCACUCAUCAUCAUCCCCCAGUCAUCCAUGUCUCAUAAUGCUGUGGAGGUCGACCUGGGUCUCAUCACAGUGAAGAACAGCUUCUCUCUGCUUCCAGUAGAGAAUUGUCCACUUCCUGCUGUUAUAGAUAACAUGGGCUUGGAGCUGACCCAGCUUAAGCUGUCCAGAAUCGUCAUGGAGAAAGAUGCAAAUCAGCAGAGUUCUGAGAUCCUACAGCCUGUGAACCUGGUCCUGUCAGUCAGACGUAACCUGGCUGCGACCUGGUACCAUAAGAUGGCGGCUCUUGAGGUGGAUGGAGAUCUGAAGCCCAUGGAAGUAGCUUUGAGUCAAGAUGAUCUGGUUCUCUUACUGAAGAUCCUGAAGGAAAAUAUUGGAGAGGCCAGCAGCAAUCAGCCCUCCAUCGGCUCAGACAUGGAUAUAGGAAUAAAGCAGACCAAUCUGCCGAACAAAUAUUUCUCGCAUAAAGUCUCUGAGAAAGUUGUGGAAACAGAACCAACAGAGAGCAAAGCAGCAGACGAUGACCUGGUGGAGACUGUAAAAUUCAGGUUUAAUGUGGACUCUCUUGGUCUGGUACUGUACAGCGAUGAUCCCACACAGCCUGGUGUGCAUCAGGAGAGUCUGUGUAUAGGAGAGUUUAUGCUACAUAAGAUAACAGCGUUUGGUAAGUUGCUCAGUGACAGCAGUCUGGAGGUUUCCAGCGUUCUCACCACCUGCACUCUGGAUGACAGAAGGAGCGGCCUUGAGCGAGUCACGUUUAGAAUGCUGGGAAAGCGUGACGACAGCUCAGAUGCCAUGAUCGACGUGACAUACCUACAGAACAGGGAGGAAUGCUCUGUGGUAGCCGUGUUCCAAAAGCUGUACCUCUGUGCCAGCAUGGAGUUCCUCAUGGCUGUGGCUGACUUCUUCAUCCAGGCUCUGUCCAAGUCCCAGGUCACAGUGUCGGACAAACCGAGAGCACUCCCGCUCAAACAGAUCUCGGAGCAGAAGGGCCAGGGUGACCUGAAUGCAGUGGUCGCGGCCCAGAGGACCAAGCUUCAUGCCGUCGUGAUCGAUCCAGAGGUGGUGUUUGUGGCAAAUCUGAUGAAGGCAGAUGCUCCUGCGCUAGUGGCUUCUUUCCAGUGUGAUUUCAGUCUCCACUCUGAGGGAGCAGAUCAGGUCAUGAAAGCCAACCUUAAGGAUCUCAAAAUCCUGGCCUGCCCAUUCAUCAGGAAUAAGGAGAGCAAGGCCGUAACCACUGUGCUAAGGCCGUGUUCCGUUGUCCUUGAAACCCGAGUUUUAGGCAGUGGUUCACUCACUGGCUCUGUCACUGUAGAUGAAGUCAUUGUAAAAAUCUCACCGAUCAUCCUCAACACCGUCCUGACCAUCACUGCAGCCAUGACCCCUAAGCCCAAAGAGGAGGCGCUCCACCACAAGCCUUUGGAGCUGAACACACUCUGGUCUGUGAGAGACGUCUACUCCUGUAACUUCUGGUUCCUGGACGUUGAGACGGCGGCUGAGGUGACGGAGAAAUUCCAGGAUAUAAACAGCAGCAAACAAGUCCAGAGUUUUAGAGCGGAUGUGAAGGUGGUGCAGGUGACACUGGAGUCCGGCCUGGGUCACCACACUGUCCCCCUGCUGCUGGCCGAGUCCUCGCUGUCAGCCUCCGCAAGAAACUGGUCGUCUUUGCUCAGUGUGUCUGCAGAUAUGACACUAGAGGUGAAUUAUUUUAAUGAGACGCAUGCUGUUUGGGAGCCGCUCAUAGAGAGAGUCGAUAGCGGCAAACGCAGAUGGAACCUUGGGAUCGAGGUAAAGAAUAACCCAGUUUGGGAUAAGAGCCCUGUUCCUGGUGAUGACUUUGUAUCGCUGCCUGAAUCGUGCACGUCCAUUAACAUCUGUUCCAAAGACACCAUGAACAUCACCAUGUCCAAAUGUUGCCUGAAUGUCUUUCAGAAGCUCAGCCAGGCUUUCUCAGAGGGCGCUGUCUCCACCUUCUAUCACUCUCUGAAAGAGAAAGCUCCAUUUACCAUCCAGAAUUCCCUUGGCGUUCCACUGAUCAUCCAUCAUAGCGGUAAUCUGCGCUUGGCGGACCCGUCAUCUCAGAGUAAAGAGCCCGAAGUAGGAGCGGGGGAAUCUGUGGAGUAUUCGAUCUUUAAAUUUGCAUCAAGAGCUAAACUGUCAACGCUGCAGAGACAGGAGAGCUGCUUCUUCAACCUGAGCAUAGAACCCAAAGGCUACAGUGCGAUCUCUAACAUUCCUGUGGAUAAACCGGGCCGGAGGCUCUAUAACGUGAAGAAUUCCCAGCUUCAGGAGUCCGUGUCUGUGCUUCUGCAGAUCAGUGCAUCAGAAGGCAACAAGGUCAUCACCGUGCGAUCCCCACUCCAGAUCAUGAAUAAUUUCUCGGUGCCAUUUGCCAUUUUGAAGUACUCCUCUGAUCUAGGAGGGCUGGUGAAUGUUGGCGUUGCAGAACCAGAGAAAGAGUUUCAUGUCACACUGGACUCUUACAGAUGCCAAUUGUUCUUGAUGCCUAUUGGACCUUUGGAGGGCCAGUAUCGUGAGUCUACUACAUACAUUGCGUGGAAGGAGCAGGUUCACGUGAGUUCAGAGGUGCGCGGCACACUGCAGUGUCCAGCGAAGGACAGCAGCUUGCGACCCGUUGUCAUCAACACCUUGGCAGUGCCAGACAAACUGUGUCACAUUGAAAGCCAGAGUGAGGAAGAAUGGGACCCUGCCUAUAUUAUCCACCUGCACCCAGCUGUUACUCUUCGAAACCUGCUUCCAUACUCCAUCCGCUUUCUAAUGGAGGGUUCAGCUGAUUUUGAAGAGCUUCCAGAAGGCAGCACAGCUGAUCUGUUGAAUGCGACCGUCAUGGGUGAAAUCAUGGAGUUAGGCCUAAUGAAGUAUCAGGGUCGCUACUGGAACACCCAUGUGAAGAUCACCCAGGACAUGCCAGAGUUAUUCCCUGUCUGCUUCACGAGCGACACCAGCGAGAACCUCACGGUAGAUGUGUAUGUACACGUGAACCACACAGCUGGACGGCUCAUCAUGUCCAUCUUCAGCCCUUAUUGGAUCAUAAACAAGACGGCCCGUGUGCUGCAGUACCGGGCUGAGGACAUCUGUGUCAAACACCCUUCUGAUUUCCGAGACGUUAUCCUGUUCUCAUUUAAAAAGAAAAACAUUUUCAGCAAAAACAAACUGCAGCUUUCUGUGUCGACGAGCUCCUGGUCAGACGGCUUCUCUCUGGAUACAGUGGGCAGUUACGGGUGUGUCCGCUGCCAAGAUAAAACCAAGGACUUCUUGGUAGAAAUCAGCAUACAGUUAAGCAGCUUUAACCUGACACGGAUUGUGACCGUCAGUCCUUUCUACACUUUGGUGAAUAAAUCCUCCUUUGAGCUGGAAGUCGGAGAAGUGCAGAACGACAGUAAUGUCAUCAACAAGUGGCACUACAUCUCAUCCACAGAGUGUUUGCCCCUGUGGCCAGAGUCCAGUACAGAGAAGCUGUGUGUACGAGUAGUGGGUUCUGAGUUGGCCUCCAAAUCCUUCUUCUUUAACAAACAGGACAAUGGAACUCUGCUUUGCAUGGAGCAGUAUGGAGGCAUCAUAGUGGAUGUAAACAGCUCAGAUCAUUCCACUGUCAUCAGCUUUACUGACUACUAUGAUGGAGCAGCUCCGGCUCUGCUGGUGAACCAUACUCCCUGGGUUACCAUCACAUUCAGACAGAGUGGCUGUGAGGCAUCCUGUGAGCUGAAACCAGGUGGGGUUCAGCUCUUUGUGUGGGACAACCCUGCAGGGGUGCGGAAGCUGUGCUGGACCUGUCAGGGCCACUGCGGAGAACUAAACCUGGUCAAGGAUGAGUCUGGACAGUUCGAAUAUGACGAUCUGGCUCAAGUCCAUUGGGUUUCAUUCCUUGAUGGCCGACAGCGCAUCUUGCUUUUUACUGAAGACGUGGCUGUGGUAACCAAAGCUUGCCAGGCUGAAGAGUUAGAGCAAUUCCAACAAGAAGUCAACAUCUCUAUACAGAACCUGGGCGUGUCCCUUAUCAACAAUGACAAUAGACGUGAAAUAGCAUACAUGGGCAUUACCAGUUCGGGUGUUGUUUGGGAAAUGAAACCGAAGAACCGCUGGAAGUCUUUUAACAAUAAAAACAUCGGUCUUUUGGAGAAGGCCUACCAGAAUCACAUCAGUGGCAAGGCAGAACCAGGCUGGGUGAAACUCGAAACAGGGCUUGAGGUGGACUUUACAAGGAUGCCAAUGUUAAUGAGGCACCCCUACUCUUGUGCCAUCCGGAGGAACUUUCUGGCUGGUAUCCAUGUGGAGCUGAAGCAGUCGCCCCACCAAAGGAGCCUCCGGGCCCAGCUUCACUGGCUGCAGGUGGAUAACCAACUAACUGGAGCCAUCUUCCCAAUAGUAUUUCAUCCUGUACCCCCACCCAAGUCAAUUGUUCUGGACUCAGAGCCAAAGCCCUUUAUAGAUGUCAGCAUCAUUACAAGAUUUAAUGAACACAGUCAAGUCAUGCAGUUUAAGUACUUCAUGGUACUAGUGCAGGAGAUGGCUCUAAAGAUGGAUCAGGGAUUUUUGGGGGAGAUCCUUUCUUUCUUCACUCCCACCACCAACAUCCAGGCUGACAAGCAGAAGAGUAAACUGAUUGAGAAAGAUCUGGAUUCACUGCAAGCACAGCUGAUGGAGAUCUCCGGUACAGGGACCUCAGGCCUCAGCUUCUUUGAACACUUCCACAUAUCUCCCAUAAAAUUGCAUUUGAGUCUGUCUAUGGGCUCCAGUGGAGAUCAGUCUGAGGAGGGGAACAUUCUGGCCCUGCAGUCCGUCAACCUGCUCCUUAAAAGCAUUGGAGCAACACUUACCGAUGUGGAUGACAUCAUCUUUAAACUUGCUUUUUUUGAAAUUAAGUAUCAGUUCUACCGGAGGGAGAAUCUGAUGUGGGCUGUAAUUAAACAUUAUACAGAGCAGUUCCUGAAGCAGAUGUAUGUGCUGGUGCUGGGGCUGGAUGUGUUGGGAAAUCCUUUUGGACUGAUAAGAGGUCUCUCUGAGGGAAUGGAGGCCUUCUUCUAUGAGCCCUUCCAGGGUGCUGUUCAAGGUCCUGAGGAGUUUGCAGAGGGCUUCGUCAUUGGUGUGCGCAGUUUCCUGGGCCAUACUGUAGGUGGCGCUGCAGGGAUGGUGUCCCGUAUUACAGGUUCGGUUGGUAAAGGCCUGGCUGCUAUCAGUAUGGAUAAAGAAUACCAACAGAAACGCCGGGAAGAGAUGAACAGACCCUCCAAAGACUUCGGAUCAAGUUUGGCAAAGGGAGGCAAGGGCCUUCUGAAGGGAGUGGUUGGAGGAGUGACAGGAAUAGUUACCAAACCUGUGGAAGGGGUAAAGAAAGAGGGAGCUGCUGGCUUCUUUAAGGGCAUUGGAAAGGGCCUGGUGGGAGUGGUAACUAGACCUACAGGGGGCAUUGUGGACAUGGCCAGUAGCGCUUUCCAGGGCAUUCAGAGGGCGGCAGAGUCAACAGAAGAAGUGACGAAGCUGCGACCAGUCCGCCUCAUCCAAGAAGACGGGAUCAUACGGCCCUACAACCAGCAUGAGUCUGAGGGCUUUGAUCUUUUUCAGCCUGAGGAGAAAUAAUGGGUUUGGGGCAACAAAGCAUUUUGUAUAAAGCAAGUGAUAUAAAGGUUGUUGAAUUAUAGCACACAUGCUAAUAAAGCUUCAGCACUUUGAUCUCUUAUUUUAAUGAAACUGUGUUAAUUAUCGUUUGUGUGAUGUUGUCGAAACGUUACUCACUGCCUACUGUAGCCUCUGUUCUUUUCCUGUUUAUAGUGUCAACCGUGUUUAGUUGGUCGUUAUACAAUUAUUUAUUUUUCUGCAUAUUUUCUAUAUUUGCCAAAACUAAACAUUUUUAAAAACCCAUUUAUUUGAGCUUUUUACUUUUUCUGAAAUAUGUUGUGUGUCAUUUUAAAGAGUUGUUAGCAUUGUUAAUAUAUGCAAGUGCAUUUUAUUUUGCCAUUAAAACACACAGAAGAAAUUAAAUUAAACCUGCUGUAAGUUAUUAAUAGAAGGUGUUCAUGUCUUCUUAGUAUUUAUGUAUGUAGGGAAUUGAUGGUCUCAUUUAAUUUCUUCUGGACAAAGUAAAAUGCAAAAAGACAAAACAGUACAUUAUCAUUAGUAAUUAAGGAGUCUAGUAUUACAUAGUAUGUAUUUUUGUUAAGAGAAAAGGUGUUCAUUUUAUUUUUUUAUUGCUUACGCUGGUAAUAUUGCAUUAUUAUAUAUAUAUAUAUAUGUGAGCAUCACCCAUAUAAUCAAUAUAUAAAUUAAUAUAUAAUGCGUGUUCCUACAUAUCUGUACUUUAUAAUACCCUGUAAAUGACAUAAUGCGAGAAAUCUGACUGCCUUUACUGUGUUUGUGUUUUGUUUUCUGGUGUGAUGUAAUUUGUCUUUAAUAACUUGUGAUGUUUUCAUGAAUCCUGAAUCUGGAAUAAAUUUCCCUAUGAUUGUGGUCAGAAUGUUUUGGUGAAUAUUGAAAGAUGAUUUAUUUACCAAUUUUAUUUGUUUACUAUGAUCUUUUUCCUAAAUGCAGAAGUGAGUCAGAAAAUUAAGCAUUGUUAUAUGUUAGCAUCUGUUGGACUGGUUUUGUUUUUUU
Clarias gariepinus (North African catfish) is the source of this 11828-nucleotide messenger RNA. It is a transcript of the gene vps13c, whose product is annotated as vacuolar protein sorting 13 homolog C. The transcript is spliced from 80 exons. Gene Ontology annotation, biological process: mitochondrion organization; protein retention in Golgi apparatus; protein targeting to vacuole. Lineage: Eukaryota; Metazoa; Chordata; Actinopteri; Siluriformes; Clariidae. The coding region runs from base 126 to 10817 and encodes 3563 amino acids. The record is from RefSeq and is a predicted model, not a curated record. Gene Ontology annotation, cellular component: extrinsic component of membrane.